Pistacia vera is the source of this 987-nucleotide messenger RNA. Its product is annotated as alcohol dehydrogenase 1-like. The record is from RefSeq and is a predicted model, not a curated record. Lineage: Eukaryota; Viridiplantae; Streptophyta; Magnoliopsida; Sapindales; Anacardiaceae. Gene Ontology annotation, cellular component: cytosol. The annotation marks the transcript as partial. The transcript is spliced from 7 exons. Gene Ontology annotation, molecular function: zinc ion binding; S-(hydroxymethyl)glutathione dehydrogenase [NAD(P)+] activity. Gene Ontology annotation, biological process: formaldehyde catabolic process.
AUGAGUUUUAUAUCAUUUUAUGUAGCUGCUGUGGCGUGGGAAGCUGGAAAGCCAUUGGUAAUUGAAGAAGUGGAGGUGGCUCCUCCACAAGCAAAAGAAGUUCGUUUGAAGAUCCUCUACACUUCCCUUUGUCAUACCGAUGUUUACUUCUGGGAAGCCAAGGUAAAUAUCUUCACAAUUUUGAUUGUGGAGAGUGUUGGUGAGGGGGUGACUGAUCUCAAACCGGGGGAUCAUGUGCUCCCUGUGAUCACCGGGGAAUGCAAAGACUGUGCUCACUGUAAGUCUGAAGAGAGCAACAUGUGUGAUCUUCUUAGGAUCAACACUGACAGGGGUGUUAUGCCCAAUGAUGGUAAAUCAAGAUUCUCCAUCAAUGACAAACCAAUUUACCAUUUUGUUGGCACAUCAACUUUUAGUGAGUACACAGUGGUCCAUGUUGGUUGUGUUGCCAAGAUCAACCCCUUGGCUCCUCUUGACAAAGUUUGUGUGCUCAGCUGUGGAAUUUCAACAGGUCUUGGUGCCACUCUUAAUGUUGCAAAACUUUUAAAAGGGUCAAUAGUUGCUAUCUUUGGCUUGGGUGCUGUGGGGCUUGCUGCUGCUGAAGGAGCAAGGAUUGCUGGGGCUUCUAGGAUUAUUGGUGUUGAUUUGAAUUCAAAUAGAUUUAAAGAAGCAAAGAAGUUUGGAGUGACUGAAUUUGUGAACCCAAAAGAUCACAAGAAACCAGUUCAAGAGGUGAUUGCUGAGAUUACCAAUGGAGGAGUAGACAGAAGCGUUGAAUGUACUGGAAAUGUUGACGCCAUGAUUUCUGCAUUUGAAUGUGUCCAUGAUGGUUGGAGUGUUGCUGUUCUUGUGGGGGUUCCUCAUAAAGAUGCUGUGUUCAAGACUCACCCUAUGAAUUUACUGAAUGAAAGAACACUCAAGGGCACAUUCUUUGGAAACUACAAGCCCCGUUUUGACCUUCCCUCUGUGGUUGAAAAAUAUAUGACCAAG